Messenger RNA from Quercus lobata, 1454 nucleotides. RefSeq names its product FK506-binding protein 4-like. Bases 118 to 1077 code for a protein of 319 amino acids. The record is from RefSeq and is a predicted model, not a curated record. Lineage: Eukaryota; Viridiplantae; Streptophyta; Magnoliopsida; Fagales; Fagaceae. The transcript has 2 exons.
CUCAGCUCCAUCAUUCAGGACGGUGCCAUUUGGACAAAACCAAGACCAGAAAAUUAAAGCUCCUGGUUGCAGAGCUUUGGAAUGGGAAGCUGAGAAAAGCUUCAAAAAAACACAAAAAUGGCUUCGCAUCAAGUCCUAAACCAUUCCCAUCAUCAGGUACGCGAUUCUUGCUCUACUCGAGUACGUCAUGGAUAUUCCAAAGCUCAAAUGUGCUUGAACAAGAUUCUGGGCAUAAUUUCUUCUAUCCCAUCUCAAGAAACCCCAAAAGAAAGUCCCGAUUUUGAAACAAAAGGGAGUGAGAACAACAAUAAUCGAGGGGUCGGUAUCGAUUUGAACCUGAGAUUGGGUCCUCUCGUGGAGUCUGAAGAGGAAGAGUCUCUGGCUGAGAAUGGAAACAACCUCAGUGCGUGUAGCGUUGUUGUGGGUAAAGUCUCUGCUGAGAGCACCGAUUCGGUGGCCGAGUCUGCGCCUGCUGUACAUGUUGAUCACGUAGUGGCGGUGGCGGCGGAGAAGAGCUCGGAAAGUGAAUGCGAUCCAAAAGAGAAACUCGCGGCGGAGAAAGCUGUGGAAGUUUCAGAGAUCACAACCCAGCAACGAGUCGAAGAAAGCAGCGAAAUUGACGACGACGACGAGGAGGUGGUGGUGGUCAAAACUGUGGCGUUUAAGAGAGAAGAAAACGAGAACAAGAGCACUGAUUGUCUGGGUUUACUGGUCGAAGCGGCAAGGCUGAUUUCUGGGAAUUUCGAAGAAGAAGAAGAAGAAGAAGAAGAAGACGACGAGUCACCGAGUCAUCAUCAUCAUCGAGGAAAGAAACUCAGCAGCGAGUUGGGUUUGGGGUUGGAGAAAUCGAAGAGGAAAAGGAAAAGGAAAAGGAAUUCAAGGAAAAACAGCAGUGGCGGUACUGUGGAGGAUUGGAUGGAGGACACGUCACCAGUGGUGAAGUCGAAACGUGGGAGGAACCAGGUGCUGCCUACAAGGUACAGGGAUUCGGUGCUCGAACCUUGGAAACCGUUGCCACGACCUCUGAAAUCGUCGACAACCACCGCGGUUUCUUCUAGGAAACCAAGGUCGAGGUGAAAAUAAAAAAUAUUGAAAAGUACUUUUUUUAAUUUAAUGAGAAAGAAAUGUUGGGAAGUACUUAAUUUUAGUACCGCACACAUGUGAGUUUUUUACGUGUUCAAAGUAGAAGAAGUACCAUAAUUAAAUAGAACAGAACACACAUGUUAGAGCAGUACUACUACUACUACUACUAGAACUAGAAGUCUAGAACUAGUUACUGAAGCUGAGAUUCCUAUUCCAACAUCAUUGCUUCUCAGUUAAAGGUUCAUGCAGUUUAGGUACUUAACCUGGACAUGUUUUUUUUUUUUUUUUUUGUCUUUUUUUGUCCUUUUCAUUUAACUAUGUAUAUUAUUAGAGUAGUAAAUAAUAAAUUAAUAUGGAGAUGUAGCCUGUAG